AUGAGGUAUCGCCUGCUCAUCCCUAUUCUGACUCUAUUCCUCAUUGAAACAAAUGCAUCAGAUGCCGAAUACAAGUUCGUCGUUGUUGAAGGAGAACCCGUCACUCUGAAUGCGUCGGAAUCUGUUCAAGUGGCGAGUUUCGACGAGUGUACGGACAAAUGUGAACAAAAGACAGAGUGUGUUCUCGCAUACCAAUCCAACUCAUCCGAUCCCUGCUAUCUUUUCGACUGGAAUUCCAUCACUCAAAUCAUCAAAAAUGAGUCUGGAGGCAAUGGAACCACUGCUUUCAAGGUGUAUACCGAUCAACCAGCUUGUGAACUCAAUUCGGCAUAUCUUUUGAAUGGAAAAACUUAUCCGCUUCAUCCAAACGACACUGCUCAAAAUCUAUGGAGAAUCGACACUGCUGAAGAUGGAUGGACAAUUACUUACAUUGAUACAAAACCAUCGGAGAAUCUGAUCUGUGGAAAUUUCACACAUAACCGCCCUUAUAAAGAUGGAUGUGAUCCAAAAUGUCUCAUCACAAUGGUCCAGCUCUUAGCAGUUCCUGGACCAUUGACCGAUAUAUCUUAUGAUGAUAACAUGACUACCUGGAAUGAGUGUCUCUAUCAUUGUCACCGUACGCCUAGCUGCCUUGUGGUCUAUUUCAAUCCCGAGUUGACGCCCAUGUGCCGCACGUUCACAGGGGAGAGAAUAUUCUUCCUGAACAGAACAGAGGCUAGUGAAAUGGGAGGACAACAUUUGGCACUGAAACUUCCGCUGAGCAAUAAAUCAUGCUCAUACACAACCGAGGAAUUGUUGAAUGACAAGUACUAUUAUCCGAACAACAGGAUUCUCCAGUUUUUUGAUAGAACAUUUUUCCGGAUAAGAACCACUCCAAAGUAUUACAAGAUCUCGAUUUAUCAAGAUGAAACGGUUAAGCACAAUCCUAGGGGACCCGGAUGCGAGAUGAACUAUCAAAUAUCCGUAAUGUAUAACGAUGAUAAAGACGGAAAAAAUUUACCAGAUCCGAAUCCGAUCCUUUGCAAUCGCAUCAAAAAGGCGCCAGGCAUCACCGCCGAUGCUGCCAGAGAGAUUUGCAACGAAUGGGAUGGCGAGUUGGCGACAGAACGCUUUUUCGGCUACUUCAAUCCAUGCACCGUUACUGCGGCACAAUUACUGUGCGAUGCAAAUGAGUCGUACGGAUGGCAAUACGGUAUUUCAUGUGCUCCUGGUACUCCGAGGAUGUGGGUGGGAGUGAGGAAAAAUAAUGUGACACAACAGUUCCAAUGGGCACGACCAGAUUGGGCGUCUACAACCAACUCUAAGAUUUAUACAUGCAAGUUCCCUAAGGAGGAUCCAGGAGGACCAUGGUUUAUGAACAAAGUUGAGUACACUUGGGCACCUGGACAACCGGAUAAUAGCCCUGGAAAUGACUGUGGCUAUGUACAAAUCGAAAAAAACAUUACUAAUUGGCCAGGCUAUGGAUUGUACUCAAGCAAAUGUGACGUUGGUGGAACACAUGGAUUUGUGUGUCAGACACUUAGGCAGAUGGACAAAGGCAUUCCAAAGUUUAUGGAUAUUCUCAAUGAAUAUGGACAGGAUCCAGCGAAGAUCCAACAGCACCCAUACAAAAUUCAAACGAAGUAUGAUCCGGGCUACGGGCCAUGA
Molecule: messenger RNA, 1647 nt
Organism: Caenorhabditis briggsae
Lineage: Eukaryota; Metazoa; Nematoda; Chromadorea; Rhabditida; Rhabditidae
Exons: 7
Coding region: 1-1647 (548 amino acids)
Source: RefSeq, a predicted model, not a curated record